AUGCAUGGCAACUGGCCGACCAUAUCCACUGGUGUUUCAAAUGAAAAUGGUGAUCACGGACUCGAUUCGAGCGAGUUGGCUGCUCUCCGGUCACGUUUCACAACCAACACUCUGGGCAUUCGGUUCGCAGCAAUAUACUCUCCUUAUGCCAUCGGCGGCGGUUCUAAUGGUGGUAGUGGAAAGCAGCAACAAAGCGUCACUUCCAGCAAGCUCAACCCCCGUCAGUUAUUUAUCGGAUGUGUGCCGUUACACGUCAAGUACGGGCAACUCAAGUUACUGUUUGAGCAGUUUGGCGAAGUCACAUACGUAAAGGUAUACGAGGGCUACAACAAGCAUACUAUCUCCAAGAUGUUGCACAAUUAUGCGUUUCUUUUUUUUAAAGACGAAAAAUCCGUGGAAAAGGAUAUUGCCGCGUCACCAAUACCAAUCGAUUCAAAUUGGAAUCUCAACGUGUCCCGGCCACACCACCACACAACGACAGUCGAUGCAUGUGACAGGUGA
Messenger RNA from Macrosiphum euphorbiae (potato aphid), 501 nucleotides. Lineage: Eukaryota; Metazoa; Arthropoda; Insecta; Hemiptera; Aphididae. The record is from the annotation of a GenBank genome assembly.